Messenger RNA from Pipra filicauda (Wire-tailed manakin), 4514 nucleotides. RefSeq names its product phosphoribosylglycinamide formyltransferase, phosphoribosylglycinamide synthetase, phosphoribosylaminoimidazole synthetase (gene GART). The record is from RefSeq and is a predicted model, not a curated record. Lineage: Eukaryota; Metazoa; Chordata; Aves; Passeriformes; Pipridae. Gene Ontology annotation, biological process: 'de novo' IMP biosynthetic process; adenine biosynthetic process. Gene Ontology annotation, molecular function: phosphoribosylamine-glycine ligase activity; ATP binding; phosphoribosylformylglycinamidine cyclo-ligase activity. The transcript has 23 exons. Gene Ontology annotation, cellular component: cytosol. Bases 418 to 3429 code for a protein of 1003 amino acids.
CUCCUCCCCGGCGCCGCGGCGCUCGCCGGGUGCUGUAGUUCCCGGCGGGCGGGCCAUGGCUCCCCGUUCCUGAGUGCCCUUGGAGCGCAGCCCUGCUGGAGUGGAAGAGUUACCUGGAUUGUCGGUGACUCCGCCUGCCCUGGAGGAUAAAGGUCUCUGGGCUGCUGCUCCUCCCUGCAGACUUUCUCCUGGCAACCUCUGGGAUAAGCUCUGGGAAUCACCUUGUCUUCACUCUAUCCUUGGCUCCUCCCCUCUUGGAUCCUUGGAGUGAUUAGUUUCUUCUUCCCUGUUCUCCCUUCAUAGACGGACCUACUAACAGCCCCUUUCCUGAAAUGUCCCUGCUCUUUAUUUUGGGACACCUUUUAAACAAACGUUCCUCCCUCCUUUACCAAAGCAGACGAUGGCUGCCAAAGAUCCAUGGCUGAGCGGGUGCUGGUCCUCGGCGGUGGGGGCAGAGAACACGCCCUGGCCUGGAAGUUGGCCCAGUCCCCACAUGUCAAACAUGUGUUUGUGGCUCCAGGAAAUGCAGGAACAGCUGACAAUGGAAAAAUUUCCAAUGCAGCUGUCCCGGUCAGUGAUCACGCUGCCCUCGCCCAGUUCUGCAGAGAUCAAGACAUCAGGCUGGUGGUGGUUGGUCCAGAGGUCCCUCUUGCUGCUGGGGUUGUGGAUGACCUGACAGCAGCUGGGAUCAGGUGUUUUGGCCCCACAGCAAAGGCAGCUCAGCUGGAGUCCAGCAAGAGCUUUUCCAAGGCCUUCUUUGACCGUCAUGGCAUCCCAACUGCGAGGUGGAAAGCCUUCACUGACCCCAGGGCAGCCUGCAGCUUUAUUAACAGUGCAAACUUCCCUGCUCUGGUGGUGAAGGCCAGUGGCCUGGCAGCUGGCAAAGGAGUCAUCGUGGCCUCGACCAAGGCAGAGGCCUGCAAAGCUGUCACUGAAAUGAUGCAGGAUAAGAGUUUUGGCACAGCUGGGGAAACUGUCGUUGUUGAAGAGCUUCUUGAAGGAGAAGAGAUUUCUUGCUUGUGUUUCACCGACGGCGUCACCGUCGCCCCGAUGCCGCCCGCCCAGGACCACAAGAGGCUGCUGGACGGGGACGAGGGGCCCAACACGGGAGGGAUGGGAGCCUACUGCCCAGCUCCUCAGAUUUCUAAAGAUUUGCUGCAGCAAAUCAGAGAUACUGUACUUCAGAAGACUGUUGAUGGCAUGAGGAAAGAAGGUGUCCCCUAUUUGGGUGUGCUUUAUGCUGGAUUAAUGCUCACCAAAGAUGGGCCUAAAGUUCUGGAGUUUAACUGCAGAUUCGGUGACCCAGAGUGUCAGGUAAUUCUGCCCCUGCUGCAGAGUGAUUUGUACGAGGUCAUGCAGGCAGUUGUGGACAAAAGGCUCUCCAGCUCCCUGCCAGUGUGGCUGGAGGGCAGUGCAGCCGUGACCGUGGUCAUGGCCAGCCAGGGCUACCCGGGGGCCUAUCCCAAGGGCUUGGAAAUCACAGGGCUGGCCCAGGCCCAGCAGCUGGGGCUGGAGGUGUUCCACGCUGGCACGGCCCUGCGGGACGGCCGGGUGCUGACCAGCGGGGGCCGCGUGCUGACCGUCACCGCCCUGGGCCACGACCUGCCCACGGCCCUGCAGCAGGCCAACAGGGGGGUGGCCUCCAUCCACUUCCAGGGGGCCAUCUACAGGAAGGACAUUGGUGCUCGGGCCAUAGCUUUCCUCAGGCAAUCCAGAGGCCUGACUUACAAGAACAGUGGGGUGGACAUUGCAGCAGGGAACACUCUGGUUCAGAAGAUCAAGCCCUUGGCUGCAGCCACGUCCAGGUCAGGCUGCAAUGCAGAACUCGGGGGCUUUGCUGGGCUCUUUGACUUGAAGGCAGCUGGUUACAGAGAUCCCAUCUUGGUGUCUGGAACUGAUGGGGUUGGCACAAAACUCAAGAUUGCACAGGAGUGUCACAAGCACGACACCAUCGGGCAGGACCUGGUGGCCAUGUGUGUCAACGACAUCCUGGCCCAGGGAGCAGAGCCCCUCUUCUUCCUCGACUACUUCGCCUGCGGCAAACUGGACGUGGACGUGGCUCAGGGGGUCAUUGCAGGGGUUGCUGAUGCCUGCAAGAAGGCUGGCUGUGCUCUGCUGGGAGGAGAGACGGCCGAGAUGCCGGGCAUGUACCCGCCCGGGGAGUACGACCUGGCCGGCUUCGCCGUGGGGGCCGUGGAGAGGGGGCAGAUGCUGCCCCAGCUGGACAGGAUCUCGGAUGGGGACGUGCUCAUCGGGGUGGCCUCCUCUGGGGUGCACAGCAACGGCUACAGCCUCGUCAGGAAGAUCGUGGAAAAGUCCUCCCUGGACUUCUCCUCUCCCGUUGGUGCCUCUGGGGACCAGACUUUAGGAGAGCUCCUGUUGACCCCAACCAAACUCUACAGCAAGACCCUGCUGCCCGUGCUGCGCUCGGGCCACGUGAAGGCCUUUGCCCACAUCACUGGGGGGGGACUGCUGGAAAACAUUCCCAGGGUGCUCCCUGACUCCUUCGGUGUCGUUUUAGAUGCUCUUACCUGGAAGAUCCCUGAAAUCUUCAGCUGGCUGCACAAGGAAGGGAACCUGUCUGAGGAGGAGAUGGCCCGGACGUUCAACUGCGGGAUCGGGGCCGUGCUGGUGGUGCAGAAGGAGAUGGCUCAGCAGGUCCUGCAGGAUGUCCAGAGACACGAGGCAGCCUGGCUCAUUGGGAAGGUUGUCCCCCUGCAAAAAGGCUCUGACAGCGUUCAAGUCCACAAUCUGCAGCGAGCCCUGCAGGCCAACAGGUCCCUGUCUGUGCAGAGCCACCUCCAGGGCAGGAUGCAGGCAGGCAAGGUGAAGGUGGCUGUCCUGAUCUCUGGAACAGGCACAAACCUGGAAGCCCUGAUCAACAGCACCAAGAAAAGCACCAGUUUUGCCCAGAUCGUCCUGGUGGUGUCCAACAAGCCCGGGGUGGAGGGGCUGAGGAAAGCUGAGAGAGCUGGGAUCCCUACAAGGGUGAUCGAGCACACGGCCUUCCCCAGCCGCGCCGACUUCGACGGCGCCGUCGACCAAGUGCUGCGGGAGUUCUCCGUGGAGCUCGUCUGCCUGGCGGGGUUCAUGAGGAUCCUGUCGGGCCCCUUCGUCAAGAAGUGGGAAGGGAAGAUCCUGAACAUCCACCCGUCCCUGCUGCCGUCCUUCAAGGGGGCCCACGCGCACCGGCUGGUGCUGCAGGCGGGCGUGCGCGUCACGGGCUGCACCGUGCACUUCGUGGCUGAGGAGGUGGACGCCGGAGCCAUCAUUUUCCAGGAGGCGGUGCCGGUGAAGGUGGGCGACACGGAGCAGACGCUGGCGGAGCGGGUGAAGGAGGCAGAGCACAGGGCCUUCCCUGCCGCCCUGCAGCUGGUGGCCAGCGGUGCUGUGAGAGUGGGGGAGGCUGGGAAGAUCUGCUGGAAGUAGGAGCAGCAGCACGUCCAUGGAUGUCCUUGGAGGGGACAGCUGGGGGGCCCUGGCUGACCCACAGCACGGACAGCGUUCCCUUCACUCCCCUCAUGGCCUCACAGGGCUAAAGAUUCAAAUAAAAUCCAGAGAAAGCCACAAACGGGAAUGUUGAGGCUGUUCCCAGGAGGUGCAGCAAUGGCUCUGGUGCUUCCUAAUUUUAAUCACUUCCUUGCCAACAUUUGGGGUCUCGGUCGCUUUCCUAACAAAGCAAACCCCCCCCCGGUGGUUCCAGAGGGGGCUGAGCACCUCUGGGACUGAAUGGGGACAGCAGAGCUGGGACAGGGCUUCUCCUGGGCUCUGCUGGGAAGUGUCUGGGGGAAAAGUACAAUGGAAGAGAAAGGCAGAAACUUUCACUCAUAAAAACCUCGGGCAAACCAAGAGAAAACAGCCUCCCCAAACACCAGCUGUUGGAUUUUUUACCAUCUAGUUUCUGGUUUGAUGGUGGUAGAUCUUGUCUGGCCCAAUUCUCUGAUAUAUCCUGGAAUUCCAAGCACUGAACCUGCUGUCAGUCAGAUGCCAAUGGGAUUCAGUGUGUGCUGCCUGUUUUCCCUCAGCAUUCCCACAUAGCCCAGGAAUUCCCCUCAGAGAUUUGUCCAGCACCAGAACAGUCGGGUUUCUGGGUUUUUAAAAUGAGCAGAAAGACCUGACACAAAACUUGUCCUUGGCUUGUGAGACAUUCCUCAGGAAUUCUGGAGUGCCUUUAUUCUUGGAGCAGUGUUUCCACCUGGAGUGGCUCUGAUGGACACCCAGUGACUGUGAACAUGGGAAAACAAUCCAGGUCUUUGUGCAGCUCAGCACCUGUAGUUUUCUUUUAAUAUUUUAGUACAGCUGUGGAACCAUUUUAAUGUACUCACUCAAGGAAUCAGGCUUCCCUCCCACAGAGGAGAGGGAGCUGAGGAUGUGCUUUACAGCUCCCCCUUAAUACAGAGAAAGCUGAUUUUAUUCUGGGCUCUCAUGUCCUGAUGGUACUUCCAUGUUGGCAUAAUCUCCUUUGGAUUUGAAAUAAAGUCUAAUAAGGUAAAAAAAAAAAAAUCAAUCUAAAA